AUGAUCAAUGUCAUCGCAUACGUUUUUCGAUUCAUAUCACAGCUGAGGCAUAAUCGCGAGAUUCACGCUAUUCAUUUGGAGCACAAAGAACUACAAAAAGCACGCUAUGCAUUAUUUCGUGCUAUUCAGCAGGAAUCUUUUGAAGAUACGUUUCGACGAUUGAAAACCAAUUCCCAUAAGAGGGACAAACUUAUGCAAUUAUCACCAUCUAUCGAUUCUGAGGGUGUUCUUCGUGUGGGCGGCCGUAUUGAGCGCGCUACAUUAUCUUACAAUAUAAAACAUCCUAUCAUUCUUCCGAAACAUCAUGUUAGCAGACUGAUCGUCGAAGAUCUACACAAAAUGUAUCUGCAUGUAGGGGUUAACGAGCUGUUUGUUAUCGUUCGACAGCGCUAUUGGAUUAUUGGCGCCAGAAAUAUAAUCCGGUCCGUGGUAUAUCAGUGCAAGCAAUGCUUCAUACUACGGAAGCAAACUUCUGCGCAGCGGAUGGCAGAUUUGCCAGCAGUGCGUCUGGAGCCAGCUAGAGCAUUUCUAAACUCAGGAUGUGAUUUCGCAGGACCGAUUAACAUCAAAAUGACCAACUGUAAGCGUCCAAGAAUUUGUAAAUCAUACAUAUGUCUUUUCGUAUGUUUGUCCACGAAGGCGAUCCACAUUGAAUUGGUCACUGACUUAACAGGCGAGGCCUUUAUUGCGGCAUUCAAACGCUUCACUUCGCGACGCGGCAAGUGCAGCAAUUUGUAUAGCGACAAUGGCACCAAUUUUCAUGGUGCUCAUCGCUUGUUGACGGACAUGCAUAAAAGUUUACUCAAAGAAUCUUUCAAUCAUGAAACCUAUUCUCACUUGGCUAAAUAUGGCCCACCGUGGCACUUCAUCCCACCCUCGUCGCCACAUUUAGGUGGGAUAUGGGAGUCAAACGUGAAGUCCAUUAAGCAUCAUCUACGAAGAGUGAUAGGUGAAACCCUACUAUCAUUCGAAGAGCUAUACACUUUGUUGACGCAGAUUGAAGCUAUACUGAAUAGCAGACCAUUGAGUAGUAUUUCAGACGUAGACCAAAACCCACUGACGCCAUCGCAUUUUUUAAUUGGAGAGCCAUUGACUGCCAUUCCGGAACCUACAAUAUCAACUAAAUUCUCACUGAAAUCUUCAUGGAAUCAUAUUCGCAACAUGGCACAGGGUUUUUGGAAACGCUGGAGUUUGGAGUACAUAACUUCCCUAAAACAUCGCACUAAAUGGACUACCGCUCAACCUAACAUUACAGCUGGAAAACUCGUAGUGAUCAAGGAUCCCAGCGUUCCUCCGACAAAGUGGAUGUUGGGCAAAAUCGAAGAAGUCCAUGCCGGUACCGACGGGUGCGUGAGAGUUGUCACAGUACGCACUGGAAAGGGGACUUAUAAACGACCGAUCACGAAAAUCGCCUUGCUACCAACUUCUGGCUGA
Rhagoletis pomonella (apple maggot) is the source of this 1434-nucleotide messenger RNA. RefSeq lists its product as uncharacterized. The coding region runs from base 1 to 1434 and encodes 477 amino acids. Gene Ontology annotation, biological process: DNA integration. The transcript has a single exon. Gene Ontology annotation, molecular function: nucleic acid binding. NCBI's taxonomy places the organism in Eukaryota, Metazoa, Arthropoda, Insecta, Diptera, Tephritidae. The record is from RefSeq and is a predicted model, not a curated record.